AUGUGGAGUGCAACUACCAUUGCUACUGCGAGAAGGAUCUGGGAAGGUUGCUAUCGGCUGGUGGACAAUUUGCAAGGGAUCCAGAAGAAUUUUGAUGAGGCUGCCAAGGUUUUGAAGUUUAACUGUGAAGACAAUCAGCACAGCGAUAGUUGCUACAAACUGGGGGCCUACUAUGUGACUGGGAAAGGUGGUCUGACCCAGGACAUGAAAGCUGCCGCCAGUUGCUUUUUGAUAGCGUGUGAGAAGCCCGGAAAGAAGUCUUUAGCAGCAUGUCACAACAUUACUCGCCUGGCACAUGAUGGAUGGGUUAAUGAGGAUGGCCAGCCUGACCUGGGAAAGGCCAGGGACUACUAUACAAGGGUCUGUGAUGCUGGUUAUGCCUCCAGCUACUUCAACUGCAGUGCCAUGUUCCUGCAGGGUGGCACUGGCUUUUUCAAGGACAUGGACAUGAAAUGUAAAUACUCCAUGAAAGUCUGUGAUGUGGGUCAUUUCUGGGCCUGUGCCAAUGCCAGUCGCAUGUACAAGCUGGGGGAUGGCAUCGAAAACGAUGAGGCCAAGGCUGAGGUGCUAAAAAUUUGA
Messenger RNA from Callithrix jacchus (white-tufted-ear marmoset), 579 nucleotides. The record is from RefSeq and is a predicted model, not a curated record. NCBI's taxonomy places the organism in Eukaryota, Metazoa, Chordata, Mammalia, Primates, Cebidae.